AUGGGAGAGGAGCUAGCCAAGUUAUUGGAGGCCGGAUUUAUUAGAGACAUAAAACAUCCGGACUGGCUAGCAAACCUGGUGAUGGUACCAAAGAAGGACAAAUCCUGGCGCUUGUGUGUCGAUUUUAAAGACCUUAACAAGGCUUGCACAAAGGAUCCCUUCCCCCUCCCCCGUAUCGAUCAAAUUAUCGAUGCCACCGCAGGACACGAUUCGUUGUGUUUCCUCGACGCAUACUCCGGUUACCAUCAAAUCAAGAUGGCCCAUCACACCAUACGGCCCAUUCUGCUUCAACACAAUGCCCUUCGGGCUGAAAAACGCUGGUGCAACAUAUCAGCGCAUGAUCCAGACAUGUCUGGCAAAUCAAAUCGGCAAAACGGUGGAGGCGUAUGUGGAUGA
Triticum turgidum subsp. durum (durum wheat) is the source of this 396-nucleotide messenger RNA. The record is from the annotation of a GenBank genome assembly. Lineage: Eukaryota; Viridiplantae; Streptophyta; Magnoliopsida; Poales; Poaceae.